AAUAUCUGCAGUAUAUAAAAAAAUGACAAGGUGGUUGUUUAUGAUGGCAUGCCUUGGCAUAGCUUGUCAAGGCGCCAUUCUUCGAGAAAAUUCUGCAAGAAACUUGAAAAAUUCGUUGAAAGUAAUGCACGAAUGGAAAUAUAUGGAUUAUGAUUUCGGUAACGAAGAAAAAAGACAAGCUGCGAUUCAAUCUGGCGAAUAUGACCAUACGAAAAAUUAUCCAUUCGACGUCGAUCAAUGGCGUGAUAAGACUUUUGUCACCAUACUAAGAUACGAUGGUGUGCCUUCUUCUUUGAACGUGAUAUCCGAGAAAACUGGCAACGGUGGACGACUUCUACAACCGUAUCCUGAUUGGUCGUGGACGAAGUAUAAAGAUUGCUCUGGAAUCGUGAGCGCUUACAGUAUUGCGAUCGACAAGUUCGACAGAUUGUGGGUUUUGGACUCAGGUCUUGUCAAUAAUACUCAACCCAUGUGUUUCCCAAAAUUGCUUGUCUUUGAUCUAAAUAGCUCACAAUUGAUCAAGCAAGUAGACAUACCGCAUGAAAUUGCCGUAAAUACCACCACAGAACAGGGAAGAUUAAAAUCUUUAGCUGUUCAAGCUAUAAGUUCUGUGAAUACUCUGGUGUAUAUAGCAGAUAACAAAGGUGAUGGUUUAAUCGUCUACCAAAAUUCCGACGAUUCCUUCCAUCGAUUGACUUCCAACACUUUCAAUUACGAUCCCAGAUAUACCAAAAUGACGGUUGAAGGUGAAAGUUUCACUGUGCAAGAUGGAAUUUAUGGAAUGGCACUUAGUCCCAUGACAAACAAUCUUUAUUACAGUCCUCUCGCUUCUCGCGAUUUGUAUUAUGUUAACACAAAACCAUUCAUAAAAUCAGAAUAUGGAGAAAAUAAAGUCCAAUAUAAUGGAGUCCAAGAUGUUUUCAACACUCAAACAACCGCUAAAGCAGUAUCGAAAAAUGGCAUCCUUUUCUUCGGUCUCGUGAAUAAUACAGCUGUUGGUUGCUGGAACGAGCAUCAAACACUUCAGAGAGAAAAUACCGAUAUAGUCGCCCAAAAUGAAGAGACACUUCAAAUGAUCGUUGGUAUGAAAAUUAAGCAAUUGCUCCCACAUAUCGUCAUUAUUGAUAUAGAUAAUAUAAUAAACGAUGAAUAUAUGUUAGUUUUAACUAACAGAAUGCAAAAGAUAUUAAACAAUGAUCUUAAUUUCAACGAUAUUAACUUCCGAAUUUUGAUUAGAGGUGUGAGCGACUUGUUAGAAAACACUCGUUGCACAAAUUUUAAUAUUCAGAAUGAUGACAAUGAUAGCGAUGAAAAUAACGAUGACAGCAUAAGAAUCACAAUAGACGCUUCAUUUAAUUAGCCAUUUCUCGAUGUAUGUAAAUCGAAUAUUCUUCAAAAAUUUCUUUAUAUUAUAAAUGAAUAGAAUAAAUAUU
Messenger RNA from Apis mellifera (honey bee), 1433 nucleotides. It is a transcript of the gene Mrjp7, whose product is annotated as major royal jelly protein 7. Gene Ontology annotation, cellular component: extracellular region. NCBI's taxonomy places the organism in Eukaryota, Metazoa, Arthropoda, Insecta, Hymenoptera, Apidae. The record is from RefSeq and is marked provisional.